Messenger RNA from Tetranychus urticae (two-spotted spider mite), 2517 nucleotides. Its product is annotated as acetylcholinesterase-like. The record is from RefSeq and is marked provisional. Gene Ontology annotation, cellular component: plasma membrane. NCBI's taxonomy places the organism in Eukaryota, Metazoa, Arthropoda, Arachnida, Trombidiformes, Tetranychidae. Gene Ontology annotation, biological process: acetylcholine catabolic process; choline metabolic process. Gene Ontology annotation, molecular function: acetylcholinesterase activity.
GGGAGAAGGCAAAAGUGUCAACAACAACAAGACCAGUUUGCUUUGCUUUCCAUUGUGAUUACCAUUGUUUACAUUGUUUUUAUUUACUGCCGAUUAUUUUCAUCUAUAAUUGUUGAAAAUCAACGUCAUUAUUUAUUUGCACCAUUGGAAUCAUCAUCAUCAUCAUCCACCCGAUUCCUGCUUUAAUCCUUUUUCUACAAUUCUGAGCUUCUUUUCUGGUAAAUUGUGUUCAUUUUUUUCCCUCUAUCACUCGAGCUUUCCUUUGUUUUGUAUUCACUCACGUUUCAUAGGUUAUUAGUAUCAUUGUUAAAUAAUGGUACCAAUGUUUAACCACAACAUUAAUCACUUUAAUAAUGUAAUUGUGACAACUUUAACCCACCAUCAAUACACCAAUAGUCGAUGUAAUAGUAAUAAUAAUGUAAUCAAGAGCAUAACCAACUCGAUCCUUAAGUCAGUUACUGUGUUUACUGUGAAAACCCUUUGGAAUCAUUUACUGGUUCCAAUUGUAGUAAUACUUUUAUUUCAAUCUUCAGCCAAUGUUUUCUCCUCCGCCUUACCUCACUCUGAGAUAAAUUCAUUUCAUGCCGAUGGACCUUCAUCUUCAUCCUCCUUUAACUCAGAGCACCAUCAUCACCAUCACCAUAACGAUCCAUUAAUUGUGUUGACAAAAAAAGGUUAUGUUCGUGGUCGAUCAGUUGUUUCACCCACCGGUAAACCAGUUGAUGCUUUUUUGGGUAUCCGUUAUGCAAAACCACCGACUGGAAAGUUUCGCUUUCGCCAUCCUAAGCCCAUCGAUUCAUGGCAAGGAAUAUUCAAUGCAACCUCAUUUUCAGGUGCAUGUUACCAAGUCAAUGAUACCUUUUUUGGUAACUUUAUGGGUGCCACCGAAUGGAAUCCAAAUGUUCCCCUUGACGAGGAUUGCCUAUCAGUAAACAUUUGGGUACCUCGACCUCGUCCCAAAUCAGCAGCCGUUUUAUUAUGGAUCUAUGGAGGAAGCUUUUGGUCUGGAAGCUCGUCACUUGAUUUUUACGAUGGUUCCGUUUUGGCUGGUGAAGAGUCAAUCAUUUUUGUCUCCAUUAACUAUCGUGUUGCCUCUCUUGGGUUUAUUUUUUUUGACACCUCCGAUGCUCCCGGUAAUGCUGGACUUUUUGACCAGUUAAUGGCCAUGGAAUGGAUCCGUGAAAAUAUAGCUGCCUUUGGUGGUAAUCCGGCAAACAUAACCAUUUUCGGUGAAUCAGCUGGUGCCGUUUCAGCAGCUCUUCACUUGCUUUCACCUCUAUCACGCAACGUUUUCAGCCAAGCCAUUUUACAAUCAGGCUCAGCAACCUGUCCAUGGGCCAUCUCUGAUCGAAAAAAAGCCUAUCAACGGAGCCUUGCACUUGCCCAAGCAGUUGGCUGUGGGUCAACCUCGACUCGCUCUGUACAUGCCAUUAUUGAAUGUAUGCAAUCUAUACCUGCCUCUGAAUUGGUUGCCCAGGAAGAGACAACAACCGGUGUGGUUGAGUUUGCCUUUAUACCCAUUGUGGAUGGAUCCUUUCUCGAUGAAGAUCCCGAGGUUUCCCUGCGAACCAAAAAUUUUAAACACACACCUAUUUUGACUGGAAGCAAUCGUGAUGAGGGAACCUAUUUUCUUGUUUACCAUUCACCGCACAUAUUUAAUUUAAGUGAAGGCAUUUAUAUUUCGCGCAGUGAAUUUCAAUCCUUGAUCCGGAUCAUUUAUCCCCAUCUGAGUCCUUUAGCCCAAGAAGCAGUUAUCCAAGAGUAUACACAUUGGAUUAAUCCAGAUGAUCAAAUUGAGAAUCGUGAAGCAACUGAUAAAUUUGUUGGUGAUUACCAUUUUACUUGUCCAGUUAAUGAAAUGUCAUAUCGUUAUGCUCUUUAUGGUAAUGAUGUUUGGACCUACCAUUUUACCCAUCGAUCAUCAAAAAGUUUUUGGCCUUCCUGGAUGGGAGUUAUUCAUGGUGAGGAGAUCAAAUUUGUUCUUGGUGAACCAUUAGAUCCAGUUCAUGGUUAUACGCCUGCAGAAGUUCAAUUAAGUAAACGGAUAAUGAGAUAUUGGGCCAAUUUUGCCAGAACCGGCAAUCCAAAUAAACAAUUUCCCGAUGGUGAUGAUACGGAAUCAAUCGUGUGGCCUGAGUACACUGCUCAUGAGAAAGAAUAUCUUGUCAUUUCAACCAACGAUUCAUCAAUUGGACGAGGUCUCAGGGCAAAACAAUGUGCCUUUUGGAAAAACUUUUUACCCAAACUUAUCAAUGCUCUUGAAAACCGUCAUAAUUCAACUUGUACUAGUCAUUCAAAUCAAAUUGGAUCAUCAAAUUGGAGCCUUGCCAUUUCAUUGAUUUCAUUAAUCAUGUGCUUCUUACCUAGCUUAAGGUAAUCAUUGGUUUAACCCAUUGGAAAGGAAUAUCAACAUUUUUUUUGCAAGAAUUAAAACCGAUGACAAGAUGACGAAAGUAAAGCAAAUAACCAUAAAUUGGACAUUUUGGACAUUUUGUAUCGAUCAACUGAACAUGAGCA